Eremothecium cymbalariae DBVPG#7215 is the source of this 1659-nucleotide messenger RNA. It is a transcript of the gene RKM3, whose product is annotated as protein-lysine N-methyltransferase. The transcript has a single exon. Bases 1 to 1659 code for a protein of 552 amino acids. Gene Ontology annotation, biological process: peptidyl-lysine monomethylation. The record is from RefSeq and is a predicted model, not a curated record. NCBI's taxonomy places the organism in Eukaryota, Fungi, Ascomycota, Saccharomycetes, Saccharomycetales, Saccharomycetaceae. Gene Ontology annotation, cellular component: nucleus. Gene Ontology annotation, molecular function: protein-lysine N-methyltransferase activity; protein binding.
AUGUUUGGAAUGUCAAAUACUAAUCAAAGUGAUCUCAAGAACAUCUUUUCAUUUGUAGAAAAUUGUAAUGGGUUUUUCCUUCACUCACACUGUGAAAUAAGGCCUUCUCAGCACGGUGGCUUGGGAGUAUUUGCUACCCAAGAUAUUGAAGCAGAUACAGUGCUCUUAAGAGUUCCAAAGAGCUCGAUAUUUUCGGCUCCCAAUAGCAGUAUAGCAAACCUACUUUUUGACGAAGGCAUAGACGGGAUGCUUGCUCUGAACAUUGCCUUCAUUUAUGAAACUACAGUAUUCAAGAACGACAGUCAUUGGUUCAAAUACUUAGACAGCAUAAAACCUACAGAUGAUCAAGGAAAAUUAAUCUUACCGCCAUCGUGUUGGCCAGCUGAAAGUAAAGUGGCACUGAAGGGUACAGCGUUGGAUCUGUUUUAUGAUGCUCUGAACCCGGAGGAAGAAGUAGAAGAAGGGUUUGAAAUUGCAAUGGAUCUGGCGUAUAAAUGGCAAGCAGAGGCACAUUUGCCGAUCCCGCCGGCUCUGAGCAGAGGUGUCAAUGCCAAAACGCAGUUCCUCUAUUUUGUAGCAGUUGCAUAUGCUUUGUCAUCAAGGGUCUUCGAGAUAGACGGUUAUCAUGAAAGUGCACUUGUUCCAAUAGCAGAUCUUUUCAACCAUCAUCCCACUGCCCCUAAUGUCGCAUUCGAAUCAAUUACUGACGUUUGUGAAAAAUGUGGUGAGGUGGACAAUUGCGGCCAUAUUAUAGCGGAGAUUCACCUUCCUGAUGAUCAACCGGCUGACGAACCUUUGCCGUCCAACUCGGACAACAUCACUAUUAGUCCCUCCUUAAUAGAAGAACUUGAAAUGGCCCCACAAAAUUUUCAAGACCAUGAACAGCAUCCAACCUCCCGAAGAGAUUCAACGGAGUCUUCAUCAAAUCGUCUUCAUCCUUACAUCCAACUCCAAUCAUCUUCCCUCCAUCCCGAUAACUGUGUGGAUAUACAAUUAAUCACUCCAGUUAGAGAGGGCCAAGAAAUUUACAACUCUUACGGUGAAUUGACAAAUUCACUACUACUAGCCAGGUAUGGUUUCUGUAUUAAAAAUAACCCGCACGAUGUCGUACCCUUCUACCUUGAAUUUAUGAAACUACGUGACAAGUCAAGAAAGCUAGAAGAACGAUUCAUCUGGUGGGAAAAACUCGGCAACAAAUCCUUUUGCGAUUGGCUGAAUUAUAACAAUAGCAGCCUCGAGGAUGAUGAUAACGAUGGUACUAGUGAUAAUGAAAAUUACAUAAAUUCUUCAAGUCACCAUCAAACAAUAACUCCAUGGUACCACCAACUCUAUGUAAACGCAAAAUCAGAGCCCAGUCCCCACAUGACUACUCUACUAACUUUACUAGCGCUCAAUCAAUUAGAGUGGAGAAAAUUCCAAUGCCUGCAUCACCACAAUAAUAAAAUCUGGGCAAAGUUUCACCUUCUGUACUCCAACAGACAAAGAAAUCGGAAAACUUAUCCCCUCUUGCGCAAAAUUCUCUCAUACAAGAAACCUCUUUCCUUGCCUGUUCGCAAAGCUAACGACAACGACGACUCUUUGCUAAGAGCAGUCGCAAUACUCGUAGAACACGAAAAUGCUAUAGUCGCUAACCUAUUUCCUCAUUUGGUCUAUAAAUAG